AUGUCAAACUACUACGCCCCCCAACAGCCGUACGCCCCGGCCGGCGGCGCGCAAAACCUCCAGUUCUACCCAACCACCUACGACACGAGCGCAACGUCGCAACCCCAACAGCACGCGUCAUUUGGCUUCGGCGGCUCACCCAACCCCGCCCAGGCAGGCUUCACGAAUGCUGGUUUUGGACCGGCCCCGGGGGCGGGGGUGUCGGGCCGCAUGGGCGAGCAGGGUGGCCUGCGAACAGGCUGGCUCGCCGCAUUCUCCACGGAGGGGUACGACGGGGAGCCGCCGCUCCUCGAGGAGUUGGGCGUCAACUUUGCACACAUCCAAGCCAAGACCCUCGCUGUGCUCAACCCCUUCCGCCCGAUUGACCGUCACAUCAUGGACGACUCCGACAUGGCGGGCCCGUGCCUCUUCUUCCUCCUGUUCGGCUUCUUCCUCCUCUUCUCGGGUCAGGUGCACUUUGGCUACAUCUACGGUCUCGCCCUGCUGGGGUCCAUCUCGCUCCACACCAUCCUGUCGCUCAUGUCGCCCACCGAGGCCGAGCAGCAACAGCAGCAGCAGCAGGCCGCUACCUCGGCCUACCAGUCGUACCCAGAUGCCACAGCGGCUGGCGCUGCCGUCUCGGGUGGGCACUUCUCCGCCACCCUGACCUUCCCUCGCUCCGCCUCUGUCCUGGGAUACUGCCUGCUUCCCCUGGUGGCCACUAGCCUCGUCGGCGUCGUCGUCCCCAUGAACACCUUUUUCGGCCACAUGCUCACCCUUGCCGCCAUAAUCUGGUGCACCUACAGCGCAAGCGGCAUGUUCUGCGCCGUCGGCCGCAUGAGCGCCAUGCGCGCCCUCGUCGCCUACCCCCUCGGCCUGUUCUACGUGGGCUUUGGCCUCAUGAGCAUCUUUAGCAGCAGGGGGGCCCUGGCCGUUGUCGCUACCUCCUCGUCGUCCUGA
Messenger RNA from Geosmithia morbida, 939 nucleotides. RefSeq names its product protein YIPF5/7. Bases 1 to 939 code for a protein of 312 amino acids. The record is from RefSeq and is a predicted model, not a curated record. The transcript has 2 exons. Gene Ontology annotation, biological process: endoplasmic reticulum to Golgi vesicle-mediated transport; vesicle fusion with Golgi apparatus. Lineage: Eukaryota; Fungi; Ascomycota; Sordariomycetes; Hypocreales; Bionectriaceae. Gene Ontology annotation, cellular component: membrane; trans-Golgi network.